GUCUCCCACCACUCGGUAAUUGGCCAAGCCGAGGGCGCGCCGGCACGUGCCUGCCUCCCUUCUGCGCCCCGGGGCUCCUUCCUCGGGGCGGCGGAGCUAGUUCUCUCUCUUGGGGAGGAGAGGACAAGGACUGGAAGGAGGAGGAGGAAGGAAAUCGCUUCUGUUGAGACACUCUCCUCAGCCUCCUUCAUUUGGCGCUGGUAGCCACGGGGAGUGCCCCCCGCCCCCCGAGGCAUGGAGGGCACCGAGCUGGCCGUGCAGGUCGUGGGCACCUGGCUUGCGCUGGUGCUGAGCCUCAUCCUCCUGCCCUCGGCGUUUGGCGUGUCGCUGGGCAUCUCCGAGGUCUACAUGAAGAUCCUGGUGAAGACCCUGGAGUGGGCCACAUUACGGAUUGAGAAAGGAUCUCCAAAGGAAUCAGCACUUAAAAUCUCAGCCUCUGGUGGUAUUAUCCAGAGAGAUGAGUCACCUAUGGAGAAAGGGAUAUCUGGACAUCGAGGGAGGGACUUUGAGCUGUCCGAUGUGUUCUAUUUCUCCAAGAAGGGAUUUGAAGCCAUUGUAGAAGAUGAAGUGACUCAGAGGUUUUCCUCAGAGGAGUUAGUGUCUUGGAAUCUCCUCACGAGGACAAAUACUAACUUCCAUUAUAUCAGCCCCCGGUUAACCAUGGUAUGGGUGCUGGGAGUUUUAGUGCGUUACUGUUUCCUUCUUCCUCUUCGCAUUACUUUGGCUUUCUUUGGGAUUAGUUUGCUGGUUAUAGGAACUACUAUGGUUGGGCAGCUCCCAAAUAGCAGUAUAAAGAACUGGCUAAGUGAAUUGGUCCAUCUGACUUGCUGCAGGAUCUGUGUCAGAGCUCUUUCUGGUACUAUUCAUUACCAUAACAAGCAAUACCGACCACAAAAAGGAGGCAUUUGUGUUGCCAACCAUACUUCCCCAAUAGAUGUUCUGAUCUUGACAACUGAUGGUUGUUACGCCAUGGUUGGUCAGGUUCAUGGUGGACUGAUGGGAGUCAUUCAAAGGGCUAUGGUUAAGGCUUGCCCACAUGUUUGGUUUGAACGUUCAGAAAUGAAGGACCGACAUCUGGUAACUGAAAGACUGAGGGAACACAUUGCUGAUAAGAAGAAAUUGCCCAUUUUAAUCUUUCCUGAAGGAACCUGUAUAAACAACACUUCAGUCAUGAUGUUUAAAAAAGGAAGUUUUGAAAUAGGAGGCACUAUAUAUCCAGUUGCAAUAAAGUAUAACCCUCAGUUUGGUGAUGCCUUUUGGAACAGUAGUAAAUACAACAUGGUGAACUACUUGCUUCGAAUGAUGACCAGCUGGGCCAUAGUAUGUGAUGUGUGGUACCUGCCUCCAAUGACCAGAGAGGAAAAUGAAGAUGCAGUACAGUUUGCAAAUAGAGUUAAGUCUGCUAUUGCCGUGCAAGGAGGCUUGACUGAGCUUCCCUGGGAUGGAGGUUUGAAGAGAGCCAAGGUCAAAGAGACUUUCAAGGAGGAGCAGCAGAAAAACUACAGCAAGAUGCUAGUUGGAAAUGGGUCUAUAAACACAGAUUCUAGCUGAGUACAAGAUGGAAGUAGCCCCUUUCCUGUGCCAGCAGCCCAACACAGAAACGGAUUUUUCAUUAUAACCUCAUUCCAUGGAAUUAUAUGGUAGUUUAUUGGAAUGAAAUAGACUCCACCAUUUUCAAAUGAAAAGGAUCAAAAUGGUACUCCCUUGAAUAAUUAAUAUUGGAGUGAACUGCUUAUGUAGUAAAUCUUGAAAAGGAUGCUUUCUAAGGUUUCUUGGAGCUCCUUGUUUAUAAUAAUUCCAGAAGAGUAGCCAGAAUUCUCUUUCUGAUUAGCUUUGCUUUUGCCCCAUUCCUACCAUUCCCAGAAAAGAAACAAAAAUAUUCAUUAGGUACGGUUUCUCUGGUGUCCUGGCAAACUUGAAUUCUGUUAAAGAUGGAAUGUUUAGGGGUUUUCAGGAAACAAAAUUUGACUAUACGAUGCCAUGAAGUACAUAUUUUGGGUUAGAAGUAGAAACAUAUUUGUGAAUCCUUCCACUCAUUAGAUAUACCCCAAACGGAACAGUAAAUUGAAUUUAAGAGUGCAUAUCGAAAUAAAGCACCUUCGCGGUAAUCUAUUAGCAUCUUUUCUUCCCAAUAGCUCUUGGUAUUUUCAGCCCUUAUUUUGUCUGCCAUUAGUUUGAUAUAAUAGUUUGUUUUCAUAGAUGAAUAAACCUUCACACACUAAAAUCAGGAAAAUGAGGUCACAUUGCAUAUCUUUAAUAGAAGCAUAAAUGUGGAAAUGUGUGGCACUAUGCCAUUGGGGUGGUUAUAUUUUUUCUGCCCUUAUAAUUUAAAAAAAGUAAAAUAACUUUGAAAAACUGAGCCUUAAAAAAAGAGUAAAAGGGAAAAAUAAAUAUUUCCCAACUCACACAGCAUAAGCAAUGUUUGUUAGCAACAUGAUGCAAUUCUUAAACACAGUGAAAAGUAUUAUCUAUUAUUUUCUGAUGUAAAGAAUGUUAAAACUAUCUUAUUGUAAACACAACAGAAAUAAAUUCUAUAUUUCUAA
Molecule: messenger RNA, 2543 nt
Organism: Antechinus flavipes (yellow-footed antechinus)
Lineage: Eukaryota; Metazoa; Chordata; Mammalia; Dasyuromorphia; Dasyuridae
Gene: GPAT3
Product: glycerol-3-phosphate acyltransferase 3
Exons: 12
Coding region: 235-1551 (438 amino acids)
Biological process (GO): triglyceride biosynthetic process
Cellular component (GO): endoplasmic reticulum
Molecular function (GO): glycerol-3-phosphate O-acyltransferase activity
Source: RefSeq, a predicted model, not a curated record